UCUAUGUAUACGAUAUCUAAAACGUUUAGGUUGAAAUUCCCAGCCGGAAAUUUGCUUGUAAAUAACUUCCUGCCAGACUCUGUGGCUCCGCCCCCCUGCAAACAAGCACGCUCGGUCCCGCCUUCCUUCCUUCCUUCCUUUCCUUCCUCCUCCUUCUCUAGCAAAUUGCCCUCCUGUGAACGUCUUGACUACCGGCUUGCCGCUGUUCCUCCGCAACAGAUGUCUGCGAGCUAGCCAACCGUGCGGAGGACUCCCCUCUGGCCACCUCCACCUGCAGCCAUGAACGGUGGAUCUGGCGCGGCGUGGUCCAUCAGCGCUGAGGAGCGGGGGAAGCACGAUAAGCAGUUUGACAGCCUGGCCCCCGUCAUGGGCUAUGUCUCAGGCAAGCAAGCCCGAGGAUUCUUCCUACAGUCGGGCCUGCCUCCCUCUGUCCUGGCCCAGAUCUGGAACCUGGCCGACGCGGACGGCGACGGCAAAAUGGAUCGGCAGGAGUUCUCCGUGGCUAUGAAGCUCAUUAAGAUGAAGCUGCAGGGGCGGAGUUUACCCGCCACGCUGCCGAUGGGCAUGAAGCAGCCUCCUCCCGCCAAUGUCGGACCUUCGUCUGCACGAUUUGGGAUGGGCUCUUUGCCAAACCUGUCGUUCGGCAUGCCGUCGUCCAUGUCCAUCCUAACCCCCAUCCCCGCUAACCCCGUCGUGCCAGCGGCCAGGCCCGCCAUGAUGCUGCCUGUCGUCGCCCCGCUGGGAAAUGCCUACUUUCCUAACUACCGCCUGCAGCUCCCUGGCCCCGUGCUUCCCGUCGCCGCAGGCCUUCCUCUGUCAGGUUUUUCCUCCCCGCUGACAUUUUCUCCGCCCGGCAGCGGCGGCGUGUCUCAAGCCAACUCCCUCGUGGACCUUGGCUCCAGCAGCUCCAAUUCGUCCUCCACCACAUCUCUAGCUAGCAACUCGCCCAAAAUGGCGGCGGGGGGCUCCAACGACUGGGCCGUGCCCCAAGCGUCCAGACUCAAGUACCGGCAGCAGUUCAACACGCUGGAUAAGCUCAUGAGUGGCUACUUGUCGGGAGCUCAAGUAAGGAACGCACUGAUUGCAUCCAACCUAACGCAGACUCAGUUAGCUACAAUCUGGAACCUGGCCGACGUGGACAAGGACGGCCAGCUGCGGGCCGACGAGUUCAUACUGGCCAUGCAUCUGGUGGACACGGCCAAGACGGGCCGCCCGCUCCCGCUGAGCUUGCCCCAAGACCUCGUACCGCCUCAAAUGAGAGGAGGCGGCAAGUGCAAUGAGCUCGUCAAUGGAGGAGGACCUUAUGGAAGCUCUUCUUUGUUGGACACGCUGGAGAUAGAACCUAUCCUGAAGAACAAAAGCAGUGUGUCCUACGAGGACAAACUGAAGGAAAACUUUGCGCGAGGAAGUGCCGAACUGGAGAAGCGGAGGCAAGCCCUGGAGGAGCAGCAGAGAAAGGAGCGAGAGCGCCGAGCGCGCCAAGAGCGGGAGGACAGGGAGCGGCGCGAGAGAGAGGCCCGCGAAGCCGAGCAGCGCCGCCGGCUGGAAGAGGAACGUCGCCGGGAGCUGGAGCGCCAACGUGAAGAAGAGAGACGCAAGGAGACGGAGAGGAUGGAGGCCGCCAAGCAAGAGCUGGAGCGCCAGCGUCGGGAGCAGUGGGAGCGGGAACGCAGGGAGGAGCUGAGCGGUACCCGCGAGGCCGAGCGCCGAGAACUCGCUCGCCUCCGGGCCAAGAAGAAGAGUCUGGAGUUGGAGCUGGAAGCCGCGGGCGACCGCCACAAGCAGAUCUCGGACCGUCUACGCGAUGCGCAAAGCAAGAGACGACUCCGGAAGGCCGAGGUGGAACUGGUCAAUCAGAAGAGAGAUGCGCGCAACGUGGAGAUCGACGCGCUUCAGCUUCAGUUGGAGGACUGGCAGAGCAAGCUCUCCUUGCUGCUUCCUGAGCAACAGAAACUAACCGAGAAACUAAGGAACAUGAAGCUGGAGAAAAUUUUACCCCUCCUACCUGUAACGCAAAGCUCCCCUGCAGCGGUGACAUUGGCCUCCCUGAGCGCCGCAGUGACCGAUAAAGGUGUCACCUGCCGCAAGCUAAAGGAGCAACUGGACGCCCUGCAGAAGGAAAGCACGGACAAGCUGACGCAGAUGGAACAAUAUAACAAAGAACUUAAGCUGGAGGACAUGGACGACUGUCUCCUGCGUGCGCUUUUGUCCCUGCUGGCCUGUCUCAGCCAACUCUUUCUCCUCCUCAAGGAGCUGAGAGAGAAGCAGGCCAGGCAACAGUCCGUCCUAGACGACUUGCGGCGCGUCAAGGAGGAGAAACAGCGUGAGUUGAAGAGACGCAAGGAGGAAGAAGAGGAGCGGCAAAGGAGGAACAGAAUCCAGGAGGAGGAGAGGCGCAGGAAGGAGGAAGAGGAGGAACGGGAGAGACGGAGGAAGGAGGAAGAGGAGGAGCGGGAGAGACGGAGGCAAGAGGAAGAGGAGAGGGAGAGAUGGAGAAAAGAAGAAGAGGAGAGGGAGAGACUGAGGAAGGAGGAAGAGGAGGCCAGACGGGCAAAAUUGGAGCAGGAGAGGAAGGCGAGGGAGGAGGAAGAGAAGAAAAAGAAAGCGGACGAGAAGAAAAUGACAGAGGCAGUGGAGGCCAGCAUUUACAAAGCGCUAUACUCCUUCUCAGCUCGCAACAAGGACGAACUGAGCAUCGACGCCGACUGUCUAAUUGAGGUGGACGAGCGGACGCUGGGAGAGCCGGGCUGGCUGUGCGGGAGUUACCGUGGAAACAAGGGCUGGUUCCCUCACAGUUAUGCCGAGAAGUUGACGGAAAGCACCACGCCGACGUCGGGACCGGCUUCCGGUCCUCCGUUGCUCCCCGUCGUAGUAGUCCCUGAUGGAGAAAGAACAGGCGAUAGUGGACAGUCAGACGCAUUGCAGUUUCCAAUUUUGACGCAGGAUACCAGCGGCACUUCCUCCGAAAACCACCUCAACCCCACGUUUUGUGAUGAAACGGAGGCGCCGGAUGGAGGCGAAGGCGUUCGACUGGAAGAGUAUGUGGCGCUGUAUACCUAUGAGAGCCCGGAAGCGGGCGACCUCACCUUUGAGGAGGGCGACGUGGUGGUGGUGACGGAGCAGGAAGGCGAAUGGUGGCGGGGGUGCAUCGGCGACCAAAUCGGCGUUUUCCCUUCCAACUAUGUGCGGCCUGUGGAGCCAGAGGAGUCCAAACCCGGCGGGCCCAACAAGAAGCCUGCAGAGAUCGCUCAGGCCGUUGCGCCUUCUGCCGCUGCCAUACAUCGCCUGUGUUUGUCUCCCGGGCAGCUCAUUGUGGUUUUGGCCAAGAACUCAUCCGGGUGGUGGCUCGGAGAACUGCGGGCUCGGGGAAAGAAACGUCAGAGGGGCUGGGUUCUGUCUUCGCACGUCAAGCUGCUCGGACCCUCCGGCAAUAAGUCGUCACCGUCGCCUUUGCCAGUGUGCCAAGUGAUCGCCAUGUACAACUACACGGCGGCCAAUCCCGACGAGCUGAGCUUCUCCAAAGGCCAGCUCAUAAACGUCUUGGAUAAAACCAACCCGGAUUGGUGGAAAGGGGAGGCCGACGGCGCCACCGGUCUGCUGCCCACCAACUACGUCAAAAUGACCACCGAGUCCGACCCCAGUCAGCAAUGGUGCGCGGACCUGAUGACCCUGGAGACCAUGAGCCCACAGGAGAGGAAGCGGCAGGGUUACAUCCACGAGCUCAUCCAUACCGAGGAGACCUACGUGGACGACCUGGAGCUAGUGCUGGAGGUGUUCUACAAGCCAAUGUCAGAAUCGGGCCGACUAACAGAAGCGGAGAUGGGUGUCAUAUUCGUCAACUGGCGGGAGCUCAUUAUGUGUAACAGCAAACUGCUCAAGGCUCUGCGCGUGCGCAAGAAGAUGGGCGGCGACAACAUGCCGGUGCAGCUGAUCGGAGAGCUACUGGCGUCGGAGCUGACGCGCAUGCAGCCUUACGUCCGAUUCUGCUCCUGCCAGCUCAACGCUGCCGCCCUGCUGCAGAGCAAAAUGCAUGACCAGCCAGACUUCAAGGACUUCCUCAAGAAGAUUGCCACUAACUACCGCUGCAGAGGAAUGCCUCUAUCCAGCUUCCUCCUCAAGCCCAUGCAGAGAAUCACACGCUACCCUCUGCUCAUCAAAAACAUCCUGGAGCACACGCCCGAGCACCAGGCGGACCACUCGCCCCUGAGGGACGCUCUGGAGCGGGCCGAGGAGCUCUGCUCGCAGGUCAACGAGGGCGUCAGGGAGAAAGAGAACUCGGAUCGUUUAGAGUGGAUCCAGAGCCACGUGCAGUGCGACGGCGCCAUCGAGCACUUAGUGUUCAACUCGCUGACUAACUGCCUGGGGCCACGCAAGCUGCUCCACAGCGGCCGUCUGCACAAGACCAAAAGCAGCCGGGAAUUGUGGGCUUUUCUUUUUAACGACUUCCUGCUCCUGACGCAGAGCACCAAAUCUUUGUCCUCCUCCGAUAAGCUCUUCGGUCCUAAGAGCGGCAUUCAGUUCAAGAUGUACAAGACGCCGCUAUUCCUCAAUGAAGUUUUGGUGAAAAUGCCGCCGGACCCGUCGAGCGACGAGCCGCUCUUCCUAGUCUCACACAUCGACCGCGUUUACUCGCUCAGGACGGACACCUUGAAUGAAAGGGCAGCGUGGGUGCAAAAAAUCAAAGCGGCCUCGGAGCUCUUCAUCGAGACUGAGAAGAAAAAACGUGAGAAGGCCUAUCAAGCUCGUUCGCUGAAGACCGGCGGCAUCGGCAGGCUACUGGUGACCGUCUCGGAAGCCCAGGAGCUUAAAGCCUGCAAGCCCAAUGGAAAGAGCAACCCUUACUGCGAGCUGACCAUGGGGGCACAGUGCUACACGUCCCGAUCGAUUAGCAACACACUGAACCCCAAGUGGAAUUUCAACUGCCAGUUUUUCGUCAAAGACCUCUACCAGGACGUCCUGUGCAUCACCGUCUUUGAGAAGGACCAGUUUUCACCAGACGACUUCCUGGGCCGCACCGAAGUUCCCGUGGCGACCAUCAAAAAGGAAAUGGAAAGCAAAGGCGCCGCCAGUCGCCGCUUGUUGCUCCACGAAGUUCCCACAGGAGAAGUCUGGGUCAAGCUGGACCUGCAGCUCUAUGAGACACCACUCAAAUGAAACACCACUUGACAACUCAUCACCUUAUCUUAUCUUCCACUCAAAAGCUUUGCUUGAUCUCAAAUCCAUAGCCCUUUAGGACCUCAAAAGAUACAUACUAGCGACCAAGUCCUGGAAAAUGACUAGCGUGGCAGCUCAUAACUCAGACAGCACAUAUGUAAGAAAAUCGACAUGUUUAAUGAAUAAAUUGUACAUACUGUACAGUUCUGUCCAUUGUACUCAAAGUCCUCUUUUCUUGGGGCUUCAUUACUCACCACCGGUGAGGAUGAUAAAAUGGACUUCAAGGUAAUCAUCAGGAGAACCCACAGCCCUCGUGAUGGCACGUCCCAUCCCGGGUGGCGUACUUGCGGAGAAAGUACGGUACGUCUAGGCUGUACGCACAUAAGGUUCAAGUCAGUUCAGUUGUUCAUUUAAAAUGAGCCUAAAAAAACUGCAUUUUCCCUUUAUAAGUGUAUUUUAACCCAGGGGUAUCAAACUCAAUUUAUCAGGGCGGCUAGAAAUAGAGUCUGGGUGCAACAAGGGAACUGCUAUAUUUUCCGCACUAUAAGGCGCGCCACAUUAUAAAUUGCAGCUUUAAUGAAUGGCCUAUUUUAAAACUUUUUUUAUAUUACAGGCGCACUGCAUUAUAAGGCACAUAGAAUAAACGGUGUCGUAAAUCGUCUUAUUUCGAGCAUGCCGUCAGAUGCAGAAACAAUUGGCGAGUCAAAUUUUACGUCGGAUGUCGAAAGAUCGUGUGUCGAAGGAAUCAUAUGUCGAGGUACCGCUGUACAAUACUUUUGGACUUUUUGGAUCGUUAUUUAGGGGUACUUAAAGGGUUAAUUCCAAUUUACGCGGAAAUUCGGUUUACGUCGUCAUCGUAGGAACAGAACUCUUUCGUAACCCGGGCACAACCUGUGAUUAGAAUUGAGACAUUUUGGGUCAUACCAGGGGUCGCGUUAACCGAAUAUUUUCCGUCGUUGACCGGUUUUUUAAAACGGUGACGGAAAAAACUGAAGUCCAUCUGUCAUUUUGACAGGUUGCAAUUCACACCCCAGACCACAGGGUGGCGAGUGAGCAUAUUAAUUAGCUAUUGUCUCUCUUGAUGCAUGACGUCGUUUGCCUUACUCGGAAAAAUGUCAAGGCAACUGAGUGUCCGAAGUUUCUUCAAAAAAGCCCCAACACGACGAUAGUGUUGAUAAAAGAGGUGAAAAAAGAGGGACUGAUGCAGUGAAGGAUGACAACGAAUCAAGUGAAUCGCCGGUUCACUCCUCACUGCGGCGAGCAGUUGAAAACGCCGCCAAUUACCAAGAAGUGCAGAAUUGGUAACACGGUGAAAGCGGCAUAAAGCCAAAAAGCGGACCAGACUAGCCAGAGCCUGAAAUUAUUUCAAGGAAAAUAUGGAGCACUGUGUGUACUCUUUUUGCUAAGCUGAGCUCGCAUACCACGGUAGCACGUCGGCUAUGAACGAACAUAUUUCGUAUUUCGGAAGACAACAGGAAACAACAAACCAGCGGAUUGUAAGUCCAUACAACUUUUUAACGAUUUUUUUAAAAAUGGAAGUUUCCAGUAUGUGCGUCGUAUCAACGUGCAUUUUUAUUUAAUAAUAAUAAUUUAAAAAAUUAAAAAAUAAAUAAAUAUAUAUAUAUAUAUAUAUAUAUAAAAUGGAAUUAUAUAAUAUGUUAUUAUUAUUAAAUGUAUUAGGAUCAUGGAAGGUCCCACUUGGGGGGGGUAUAUAUAU
Messenger RNA from Corythoichthys intestinalis (scribbled pipefish), 6871 nucleotides. Its product is annotated as intersectin-2. The coding region runs from base 280 to 5154 and encodes 1624 amino acids. The transcript has 39 exons. The record is from RefSeq and is a predicted model, not a curated record. Gene Ontology annotation, molecular function: protein binding; calcium ion binding; guanyl-nucleotide exchange factor activity. Lineage: Eukaryota; Metazoa; Chordata; Actinopteri; Syngnathiformes; Syngnathidae. Gene Ontology annotation, biological process: positive regulation of Rho protein signal transduction; intracellular signal transduction.